AGACAGAACGUCAUUUAGUCUCUUGGCAGACAUCAAAUAGAAAGGUUGCCAGUUUUUUUCUUUCUUAAUUUUGUUUCCUAUUUAAGUUGUUCACCCCGAAUUGUGCUGGUCAAGAUGUGUGACACUGACGUUUUAGUGGAAUGUACCAAACCCCAAUUGGAGGCCAUGCUGGCUGUGCUCAAGCCCCUCUUACCGCGUCGUACCCAGCAGCACAAUUUCAUUCGCAGUUAUCUUUAUCAUUAUGACAACAUAAACAACAAUCGCCAUGAUCUGAAAUCGGAUCGUUGGAAUGUUCGAUUCUAUACACAUCGUAGCGGAGAUCCGAAUAAUUGUACAUUGAUUACAAUCAAUGGUUAUCGAGAUUACUUUCUAAUUUGUUUCACCCUGCAAGAAUCUCAAACGGAACUAAAAGAAUGUCUGGAGUCAACAAAUCGUAUCAAUUGGAAAAAUUAUAAUUUGUUGCUAAUGUGCGAUGAAAAUCUCUAUGAGAUGGUGAAAAAUGUUGCCUGCCAAAAGAUUCCACCCGACGAGUGGAUGUUUCCCAGCCAUGAGCAUGCCAUGUUAAUAACCAAGGAUAAAAUUGCCAAACUUGAAAUAAAUGAAAAACUACCCGGUGAUCUCUAUGUGGCCCCAUUGAACCCAGAAAAACACACGGAAGUGAUAGAUACCCACUGGUUUAUGAGACAUGCAAAUUCUUUGGAAUUGAUUCGUAGAUGUAUUGAAUUCAAUGGUGGCAUUGGUCUCUUUCGCCGUGGCAUGGAACAGCCCAUUUCGUGGAUAUCUACGAAUGAAUUUCUCAAUCCAGGAUUCCUUUAUACCAUGGAAGCCGAACGGGGUCAUGGUUAUGGACGAAUGAUGUUGAAACUGGAACUAAAACGACUCUUGGCUAUUCAUAAUUUGGAUUUAAUCACAAUUGUUGCGGAUGAAAAUGAGGGAUCCAAGGCUUUACAUCAUAAACUUGGUUUCGAGAGUGUUUGCAAGGUUCGUUGGAUAGCAAAAAAGGCAACAUAAUUAGGCGUUUCUUAAACAGAACAUUUUUUUUAUUUAAUAGAAACAAUUAACUGUAUUUAUAUUUAUAAAAAAAUCUAAUUUUAUGU
Messenger RNA from Musca domestica (house fly), 1097 nucleotides. RefSeq lists its product as uncharacterized. Gene Ontology annotation, molecular function: glycine N-acyltransferase activity. The record is from RefSeq and is a predicted model, not a curated record. Bases 115 to 1011 code for a protein of 298 amino acids. Gene Ontology annotation, cellular component: mitochondrion. Lineage: Eukaryota; Metazoa; Arthropoda; Insecta; Diptera; Muscidae. The transcript has 4 exons.